Motacilla alba alba is the source of this 9616-nucleotide messenger RNA. RefSeq names its product DENN domain containing 1B (gene DENND1B). The coding region runs from base 504 to 2867 and encodes 787 amino acids. Gene Ontology annotation, cellular component: intracellular membrane-bounded organelle; cytosol; nuclear speck. The record is from RefSeq and is a predicted model, not a curated record. The transcript has 23 exons. Gene Ontology annotation, molecular function: guanyl-nucleotide exchange factor activity; phosphatidylinositol phosphate binding. Gene Ontology annotation, biological process: endocytosis; endocytic recycling. NCBI's taxonomy places the organism in Eukaryota, Metazoa, Chordata, Aves, Passeriformes, Motacillidae.
AACGUGAAAGUGCUGCUACGAUGUGUCAGUGCACAGCCGAGCCGGACCCACGCUGUGAGCGGCUCUAGCAGCGGGUGAAGGGGCCCGUGAGGUGACACAUGACGGUCCCCACGCGCUGCCCUGGCCCACCGGCCGGGCCCCGGGCAGGCUUCGCAGCGCACCUGCCGCGGAGGGCACGGGCUGCCCGCCCUCCCCCGCCGGCCUCAGGUGACACCAGCCCCGGCGGCUCCCCGGGCCGCCGCGGAGCUUCCUGGUUCCCAGAAGGUGCCGGAGCGGCUGCAACAGGAACUGAGAGACAGGGGAGGAGGCGGUGCCGCGCUCCGCCGCAGUCGCGGCCCGAGCCGGGGGAGCGGAGCGGAGCAGCCAUGGGCCGCCGCCCGCCGCGGCGCUGAGCCGCCCCCGCCGCCCAGCGCUCCGCGGCCGGCGCUGCCCCUUCGCCCCUGCCGGGCGGGGCGCUUGUCCCUGGGGGCGCCGGGGCCGCCGCCGGGGCCCGCGAUGUGACCAUGGACAGCAGGUUCAAGGAAAAUCCAGAACGUACCUUUGAUUUGGUACUGAAAGUAAAAUGCCAAGCUUCAGAAAACGAAGAUCCAGUGGUACUGUGGAAGUUCCCGGAGGACUUUGGAGACCAGGAAGUGCUGAACAGCGUUCCAAAGUUCUGCUUUCCUUUUGACGUUGAAAGGGUGUCCCAAAACCAAGUAGGACAGCAUUUCACCUUUGUGCUCACUGACAUUGAAAGUAAGCAAAGGUUUGGAUUCUGCCGUUUGACGUCAGGAGGCAAGGUCUGCCUCUGUAUUCUAAGUUACCUACCAUGGUUUGAGGUAUACUACAAGCUCCUAAAUACCCUGGCAGAUUAUUUGGCUAAAGAACAGGAAAAUGACUCAAAUGAUUUGUUGAAAUCAUUGUAUAGCCAUCCUGUGCCAAAGGCGAAUGCUUUAGUCAGUUUAAGUGUGAACCAAGAGAUGAUUUUUGCAAGUGAGCAAGUUUUGAAAAAACAGCCUUGUCUUGUAUCGCACUCGUAUUUCAUUACUCCUGAUAUAACUGGAUUGCCAACUAUCCCUGAAAGUAGAAACCUCACUGAAUAUUUUGUUGCUGUGGAUGUGAACAACAUGCUGCAACUUUAUGCCAGUAUGUUGCAUGAGAGACGAAUCAUUAUUACCUCCAGCAAACUAAGCACUUUAACUGCUUGUGUUCAUGCGUCAGCUGCAUUGUUAUAUCCAAUGUAUUGGCAACAUAUUUACAUCCCAGUGCUUCCUCCACAUCUUCUGGACUACUGCUGUGCACCGAUGCCUUAUCUAAUUGGUGUCCAUUUAAGCUUGAUAGAGAGAGUAAAAAAUAGAUCACUGGAGGAUGUGGUUUUGCUAAAUGUUGACACAAACACUCUAGAAACCCCUUUUAAUGACCUGAACAACCUACCUGGUGAAGUGGUCUCGGCCUUGAAAAAUAAACUGAAAAAGCAGUCGACAGCUACGGGCGACGGAGUGGCCAGGGCCUUCCUUCGGGCACAGGCGGCACUCUUCGGAUCCUACAGAGAUGCACUGAGAUACAAACCAGGAGAGCCUAUAACUUUCUGUGAGAGUAGUUUUGUGAAACAUCGUUCCAGUACAACUAAGCAGUUCCUGGAAACAGCUGUUAAUCUUCAACUGUUUAAACAGUUUAUUGAUGGUCGGCUAUCAAAAUUAAAUGCAGGAAGAGGAUUCUCUGAUGUUUUUGAAGAAGAAAUCACAGCAGGAGGCUUUUGUGGAGGAAAUUCAAGAUCUUAUCAGCAGUGGAUGCAUACAGUGAAGAAAGGCGGUGCACUGAUCAACACAGCAAUGACCAAAGCCACUCCGGCUGUGAAAACAGCAUAUAAAUUUGCAAAAAACCAGGCGAGGCAAGGAAUAAAAGAAGUGAAGAGUAAGUUAAAACACAAGGAGAACGAGGAAGAGUGUGGAACAUGUAGUGCUGGUGCAGUACAGACUGUUCCUGUCUACACAUCGCAUCCUGACAAAAGAACAAGCUCAGAAAAACGAAGACUGGCACAGACUCGUUUCAACCAACGCCUCAGUAACCAGGAUUUUGCCUUGGAUGAAGAUGAUGAUGAUGAAAUUGAGAGAACAAGCAAGUUAUCAUCAGAAGACAGUGAAGAAGCUUCUGCUUACUUUUAUGAUAGUGAUGGUUCUGGUGAAACUGGAAUAACUCAGCAUCAAGGAGAAAUGGACUUGCUUGGAGAGAUUCUGGACACGCUGAGCACACACAGUUCAGAUCAAGGAAAACUCUCAGGAGCAAAGAGCCUGGAUUUCUUCAGAUCAAUGGAUGACAUUGAUUACAAGACUGAGAACAAGUCAAAUGCACCUAGUGAGAGCAACCUUACCCUGCUCUGCAGCAGUGCUAAUGACCAGGCAGAGUGGAACCUCGGCCAGGAUGACAGUGUCCUCCAUGGGAAGCAGCUCCCUCCAUCGCCAAGGAAGCAAGUUUCUUCUGGUGGCCAGAGAGAAUCUCUGUCAAGGAUGGAAGAAGGAAAGAGUGGCAAAACCUUUACUACUGACAAGAUGGACACCGCUAGUUUGACAUCCCUGUCUCCAGUACGACCAAGUACCCAGUUUACUUCCCUAGAAAGUUUCAGAGCAGGCUUUUCUUCCUGUCAGUAUGCAAAGCCUAAUGAAACACUAAGCAAUACCUCAGAAGAUCAGCUCCCAGCAGGUCUUGCUCAACAGCCAUCCAUUCUGGUCCCUUGGGAGAAAGGUGGGAAGGAAGGAGAUGAAACUCCAGAAGAAGGUGGACUUCUUCAAGAAGUGGUGUCAUUAUGUAAACUGAAUUCUGCUUUUCACUAUGGUUUAAAUAUUUCAAAGGAUAGCUUAUCCAGCAGUAGCAGUGGAAAUAAGACGUAAGAAAAGUAUGAAAAGAGAAACUUGACUCCCCUCAGAUGUUAAAGGGAGACUACUCAGGACUCCAUGUAACUCCAUAUAAGAUGAUAACCAAAAAAAUGAAAAGGAAUAAGAGAUCUUCAGUUAUAAAAAUAAUUCUCUUCAGUUGAGUAUGCAUUUUCUGCCAUUGGACAUCCGCUUCUAUGUUUACUCCGUUCAUUUGUUGGCUGUAGUUAGGUCCACAAAAUGGAACUAAAUAUAUGAAUGCACUCUCAAAUCAGGUACUAGUUAGUCUCUAUGUUAAAAAUACAGCAAGUGUAUGGUGCUUCCUAGCAUUUGCUUCCUCUAAGCAGCAAGGGUGUCACCUAAAGGUAGCCAGGUUUUGAAGGUACUAUGUUAAUCCCAUUAGCAUGAAAUGAACCAGGCAAUCUGAUUUGUCUGAAAUGUACAAAUGUUACUAUUUGUAAUGAAUAAUAAUUGCCUUAAUCUUUUGAGAAGGGGUUUAACUGUCUUAGAAGAUGAAUGCAAAUCUACAAAACAGCAAUAAUGAUUUUCCAUGGCAGGAAUUUGCUUCAGCAAAGGUGGGGAGAGGAAAGGAGACUUUUUAUAGAUUAAGGAAUUUCUUGUGACUAUAACUUGGAACUUACUCCAAACUAAAACUGUGGCUCUGUCUUCCAGACUUCAAAAAGGUAGCACGUGUUUUUCUCUCUUCUAUAAAAUACAUGAAGUGCUGAAUUAUAAUGUGACAUUUAUUGACUUCUGUUUACAACUAAGACACUUUAAAGACACAUUAUCAGUUUCUCUAGGUAGACUAAUUCACCUAAAAAUUCUCAGAAAGGAAAGUGUAAGUGGAAUUGAUAGAUUUUUAUUAUUUUUUUUAUUUUCUGCAGUUUAAUAGUUGGAAAACUAAUUUGUGCCUGAUUUGUAACACUAGAAAGCUAAAUUUAUAGAUUCAGUUUGAGACUGCAUAUAUCCAACUCUUAGUUUAGCCAAGUUGGACAACCAAAACUCCCUUCUAAAUUCAGCGAAGAAGAAUAAAUGGUCCUGAUGUAUAAUCUAUUUAGAACAAGAAUUUAGCCUCCUUCUGGCAGUGUUCCUGACGAAUAUUUGGAUAUUUUAAAGUCUGAACAUUUUUGAUGCUCUAUGGUGCAGCUCUUUAAUUUUUAAGAUUUUCUUCAUCUUUUCUUUUUCCACCUCACCAUACAUACCUUGUCUCCCCAAUAGCUUAGGACAGAAGAGACAGUUUAUCAGUUUCAGCAGAUUGGAAUUGUCAGCUUUUAGGGACAUUGGUGGUAAAGUUGGUAGCAAUAGCACAUAGGUAUAAAAGGAACUCUGCCUGAGAAGAAGGUUCUGCUGCUCUUCGAAGUCAUGGAACCAUUUUUCUUUCCCUCUUUGUCAUGAAUGAUUUCUGUUCAUCUCAGGCUAGGACUGAGUGAGCACGUUCCUGUGGUUGGUGUUUGGGUCAGAUUGUGCUUUAGUACCUUAAUAGUAGUUUGUAGCAGAGUUUCAUAUCAGUUGCCUCGCUGAGAUUUAUUAGUUCAUUUUCCUUCUAGCUGACACAAAUGGAAAGGGGUUUUUUGGCUGCUUUCUUACAAGGUAGCUGACCUGGGAAUUGCUCCAUGUCAUGCCAGAGGCACUGUUUGGAACCUCACCAGAGAGGCUCAGUAGAGUGAGACCUGGGGUUAGAGCAAAUUUCAUCUUGCUCCAGAAUGAGAAGGGCUGGGCCAGUACUUGCCACUGAGGAUGAGCCUCAGAAUUAAUUCUUAAUCAGUGCAACGAAGCUAAAACAUAGUAAAAGUUUAAAUCUUGCAGAAGUAUCUGUGUCUGAUCAAGCAUGAACAUUUUGGAGGGCAUCUGCAUUGCUGGAGAAUCUCAGUGUUCCAGAGUUAGCAGUUGUACAUCCAGAAGUCUGUACUCCAAACUAUUUGUUUAUCCUUUGGUUUCCUCUUGUGCAUCAACAUGAUAUGUUGUGAACUUUUGUAAUAACAAAAAAUGUUACUUGGCAAAAUGUUUUGCACUAUUGGAAAUCAAAAAUAUCAUAAAAAUAAUUAAAAUCUUCACUCUUAGUGUUGCAAGUGGGUCAGGCCAAGUGGCUCAUGUGCUCUUCAGAUGAAAAAGCUCCAGAGCAACCUGAUAGUUCCUUGUUUAAAGCUGGCAUUAAUGACUUGAGGGCAUUCUUCUUCCUUGCUGGUACUAAACAUUGCCCAAGCAUAGUGCUGCAAUAGGCAAUACACAGGUUUUUGUUCUUGUAGCACUUCUCACUCCUUCUCAUUCAUCUCCUUGCAUUUUGUAAUGAGAAUUUCAAGGCUCAACUUUUCCUUUCCUCUGCACCUCACAUGAUGUUUCUAUCCAUGGUUCAAUCUAAGUUGCUUUGUUUCCUUCAUUUAUUAAAGUUAGUAAAUAUUAUCAAUGUUUUAGGGAGGAAAAUAGAAAAAAACCCAGAAAUUACGGCCAUUGUUACUUUCAAAACCAUCAAACACCUAAGUCCAGGAAUGCUGCCAGAAAAUGGUUUUCAAAAAUUACUGUCUAAUACAGGCACAUCCUAGUAGCUUUACAUGAGGGUUAGAUACUGAACAAAUAAUCACAUAGGUUGUUCCAUUCUCAGCUUUGUGGAAUAAAUAUGGAAGCCAUGUGAGACUGCCAGUAUUCUUAAGUUUUUAUAAGGAUCAUAAAAUUGAAAGUUUGAUAGUGGAAUCUUUCAAAAUUGAAGCAUUGUAGUAAUAAUUCACUGCUUCAUGGAGUAAAAAUGCAGGCUGAAAAGAAGUAAACAGAUUAAAUAGAAGAUGGUAACAUUCAAUUUAGAAUUAUUUUAAUUUCAGUCAAAAUGUUUCUGUGCUUAUGCUGCAUUGUUUUCUUACUAUUUACAAAACUCAUAGUUUGUUUACAAUCAUUAAAUAAUACGUCUUUUUUGGUUUUGAACCUUGUAGGGGUUCAGAAAUAGCUUGGUCUUAUAUAUAUGUUGAUUUUAACUGUAGGUACAUUUUUUACUCUGUAAUAUACAGGAUCUUUUCCACUUACUAUCAGUGAUCUUUUAAAAAGGCUAAUAUUUGUGCCUUAUUUGAAUAGAAUUGCCAAUUACCAAAUAGAUAAGAGUCCAAACUGAUAUUUCUGGUUCAACACUCUUGUUCUCUGUCCUUGUGAUAAUAUAAAAUUGUUUAUUGGCUACAUAUGCAGUAUUUUUAGUACCACAGUGGGUUCUAUAUUAAGAUAAAUUUUCCAGGUCCAGCAAGUUUUAUACUUGGAUGCUUUUUAGUUAUGGAAAUCCUUCUAGUGUCUUUGAAAAUCAUCAACAUUGAUCACCAGCUUCUGGUGAGAACUGAAUUCUGCUCAGUCAGAGCUCCUGUGGUCUUCUUCAGAGGCAUGUCUUUUCUUCAGGAUCUCAAAAAUCUUCCUGUUUAAGGGAGAUACCAGGUUAUUUGAUUAAGCUUUGUGGUCUGUUACUUACACAUAGGAACAAAUUUCUGAUGUAGAAAGUCAAACCAGGACUUGAGAUUAAUAUUUUUGAGUUUAUUUUGCAUAGAUUUCUGCCUAAAAUGAGCCGUAUCACUCAUCUGGUUUGGGAGGAAAAAGUAAGGGCAGUGGAAAGACAAAAGGAUUCCUGGGUUGUUCCAGUGCAGUGUGGUGAAGCAGAGCCUGGAAGUCCACAGGAGAGAUAGUAACUUUGAAGAAUUCCAGAUUUCAGUUCUAGCUCAGUUACAGUGGUUCCAGCUCAGUCGUGUAGGUAAAAGUAAUAUUGCCUGUGGAGCUAACUCCCUGUGGGAUUUGCAGAAUGGGUAAUAUGCUGUCCCAGUCAAAGCCUUCCCAUUCACGUGUGUAGAGAUGGAACGAGGAAAGCUGCAGAUAUCAGGGAAGGGCUGUGGAUGCAGAGGUGAUCCCUACCCACCCUCUAUGCAUGCAGAGGGCAGUCUGUGUAGAAUAGGCAGUGGUUUGCUCUUCCAUCUCACAUUUUUGGGCAUCAUGUAGUUCUGAAAAAUAGACUUGUUCUGAAGAAAAAGUGUAGUUGUAGAAGUCGUCAUAGAAGUUGUUGACUGAACCCUUCCUUGUCAUUUAGCAUUUCAGUGGUGCUGCUGCUGUUGGGGUGGGAUCAUCAGAAACUCUCAGCACUGGCUGAAGUCCCCUCUCAGGCAUUGUAACACAGACUUCAGGCAGAGUUUUAGACAAGUGCUGGGUGCUUCUGAAAAUCCCACCCAAUCUAUUAGAAGAGUGUUUUAGACCUUAAAAUUCUGUUUUAGAUGUCUUCUCAGGUUUUAGGAUGAGCUAGUUUACAAUCUCGUGUUCUUGUAACCAAUGUAAAGUCUAGGCAAAAGAACAGUUAACCCAGGUGUUUAAAACAGCUUCUCCUUAUCCACCUGCAGUCAAUGAUACUCAGUUCUACAGAACAAAGUUUUGUUGGUGCAGCUGUCUAAUAGAAUUGCUAUGAGCAUCUAAAAUACUUUCUCUAUGCAUGUAAAUAAUCAAAGAAACAUUUCAUGGCAAUAAUCAAAUGCCAGCAUGAGGCCCUUUUGCAAAUGCCCCCUGUGUAAUCCUGACCGUACCCUGUCCUGCAGGAAGAACCCCUAACCAUGGACCUCCCUGACUCCUCAGGGAGAGCUCAAGAGGAGCUUUAUUUCCAAGGAGUUAGCAUCUCCUUCCUUGGCACCAGCCUUUAGUCCAGGUGCUGUGAGACUCUAGCCAGUGUAUUCCCAACAGCCUGGAAUUUCAGCCUAAACAAAUGUGGCUAAUAAACAGCUUCCAUUUUGCAAAGCUCAGGAUGGUGAAGGCUGUCUGUUCCCAUGGUAUUGCAGUAAAUCUUUGAAGAAUGAAUGUAGAAAUAACUGCACCAGCAAAACCAGUAUGAAUGGUGAUGUGACUUGUCUUCAGUAACUCUGCUGCUAUUAGGCAUGUCUGUCUCUGCCGGGUGUUGUGUGCUUGUUAGCAGAAUCAGAGCUGAGCAGAACGUGUCCUCAUCUUCACCCCAGGAGCAUGGACCACAGCUGGCCUAGAAUUCAUGUUCCUCAGGGUGUUGAAAAUAAAGGAAUGGAAAGGGAUGAUAUGGUUUGUUUGUGCAAAACCUCCCUUGAUCAGUUUUGCAAUAUCUGUUCCACAGUAUCAGUCAGUGGCCAGUUGAAAGUACUUGACAGGUCUUUCUGAAAGCUGCUUCACUUAUUCCUGUAGAGUUUCCUGGUGAGUCCACAGCCACCUCAGUCUAGAGGGACAUCCACAACCCACGUAGCUGGCAGGGCCAUUGCCAUCCUCUGCUGGGUUGGGGUAUGAAGCAAGUAACACAGUUGGAAGUUACUCCAAGGUGUACUGUAGUAAAGGGUACUCAAUUAAAUUGUAUUAUUACUUAGCUCAAUACUAACAACACUUGUAUUUAGAAUCCAGUAACAGUAUUAGCAUUUGGAAAAUAGGUUGAGUUCAAGUACGUUGACAUUUUUUAUGAUUCUGUGUGAAUUAACAUUCUUUCUGUUAAAAAUAAGGGAGCAACUUGGUUGGAAGGGGGAAAUGUGUUGACUGUCAAAUCUUCAGUGAAUUUUGUGCAAUAUUACCCCUUGUUUCAAAGUAAUUUAGUAGUGCACAUCUGCUUUCAAGCAGACCCAUGAAAUUGUAUUUUUUAGAAAUGUGUAAAAUUACAUGUAACUUUGAAAUGCAGUUGUAUGAUAAAAACAUGAAGAAAUCUAUUCUAAUGAGGCAAAUGUAUAUUUCUAGUGACUGGGAGUGAUUAUGGAUGUCACAUUCUGUAAAAAUAAUAAGGCCUAAGCCAAUGUUCCCAUACCAGUAGUUCCAGGUAACUCUUAAAAGUAAAACCUGAUUAAAUUGAAAUAAGGAUAAUUAUUAGAAUUUAUGAUAUUUAUUUUAUGCUUUGAUCACUUGUUAAUAAUGGGUAAAAAGCUGAGGUGUUAAGCACUGCUUUUCAGGACCAGCAAUUACUACAAGAAUUUAGUUUGUGACAUCCAUAAUUAUCAUAAGUCAUUACUUAAAACAUCUACUAAUGUUGCCAGUAUCCUUUUAAGUUUUUGUAAAUUAAUUUCUUUGUAUAUUGAUGUACAUUUUCUUUUAACCUUUGAUUUUUCCUUGAGACCUUCUUUAAAUUAAUAUACUUGAAUGAGGCAAUAAAGCACUGUGGAAGAGCUAAUCUUGGUGCAGCUUGCACAUAAGCACAUCACAUCUGUUACUUCAUGAUUUUUGAGGAGGAAGAGCAGUUUAAAAUGCUUAGAUGUUUGGCAAACUGUCAGUUUGUGUUUGUUAAUUUUAAAUCUGUGCCAGAUAUGAUGAGAAAUGCCUCGACAUGGAACAAGAAACAUCAUGUAUCUUGAUGCUUCUAAUUUUUUUUUAUGACAUUUUUUGGUGACCCUUGAAAACCAUUCCCAAUAAUGUCCCUUAUUGUGAGCCUUUAAUACUUUAAAGAGAGGCAUAAAGUACAGGAUACAUUGACAUUUUAUUGAUAAUUUUGAGAUUAAAAAACUCACACACCAAACAACCAGCAUUGUCCUUACAGCUUUGAAAAUUUAGUUAGUUACUGACCUGUUAACAAAAUUAGAGCCAAAUUUACUCCAUACUUUUGCACCUUCUGGACUACUGUUCAAAGUCAUCUUGAGAACUGUAAUUCUGACCUUAGACUACUGUUAGUAGUGCACUGUCUAGAUGUAUUAAGUGAGCUGUGAUGUGUGGUGUGGUUUGUUUUUUCUUUUUCCUUCCAAAGUUUGUGGCAUCAGUAGAAGUUUUUGGUGAAUUCCACGUGACCAUAAAGUGCCCAACACUGUACUAUAAAAUAAAAUUUAACAAUAUCCAAA